AUGGCUGUGCUGCGAGUUAAGUUCACCAAGACUAGGAGGGACAAGCUGGCUCAGGUGCUGUGGAUUUUGAACUGGAUCUCGGUGGUGACUGGGGUCAUCUUGUUCAGCUUGGGGCUCUUCCUGAAGGUGGAAAUCAACAAGCGCUGGGAGCUGAUGGCCGAGAGGGACAUCCACUACGUCCCCAACAUGUUAAUUGCCGUGGGCCUCAUCGCCUGCGGCAUCAACUUCUUGGGGGGGAAGAUUUGCUACGACUGCGUGGACACCACCAAGUUCCUGCGCUGGAAGUUGAUCAUGCUGCCCUAUAUCAUAUGCACCUUCUUCUUCACCUUCUGUGUGCUGGUAGGUGCGUUGAUGUGUUACAGCAUGCGCAGCGAGCUGGAGGAGUCUCUGGCCCUUGGGCUGACGGAGGCCAUGAGGUUGUACAAAGACACCGACAUGCCAGGACGCUGUUUCGUGAAGAGAACUGUGGACAUGCUGCAAAUUGACUUCGAGUGCUGCGGCAACACCGGCUUUAAAGACUGGUUCCAGAUCCAGUGGAUCAGCAACCGCUAUCUGGACAUGUCCCAUAAAGAGGUGGUGGACCGACUGAGGAGUAAUGUGGAGGGGAAGUACCUGAUGGACGGUGUGCCCUUCAGCUGCUGCAACACCUACUCCCCCCGGCCCUGCAUCCAGCAUCAGAUCACCAACAACUCAGCCCACUUCAACUAUGAGUACCAGACAGAGGAGCUGAAUCUGUGGAAGAAGGGCUGCCGGCAGGCGCUGCUAGACUACUACACCCACAUAAUGCAGUCCAUUGGCCUCACUGUCCUCAUCACUUGGCUUUUUGAGCUUUCAGUGUUGACGGGUGUGCGUUACCUCCAGACCUCUCUGGAAAACGUGCUGAGACAGGGGGACCCCGACUCUGAGUCAGACGGCUGGCUCUUGGAGAACAGCUUUGCGGAGACGGCGCGCACCAACUUCAUCAUCAUCAAGAGCCUCGGCAAGUGCAACCAGGUAGACACGGCCAACAACGGAGACCCCAACAUCAACGUCCCUGCCACCUCCGCAGCCCACUAUGGGCCAGACAAUGUCCCGCCAAAGCAAAUACCGGAAGCCAGUUGA
Molecule: messenger RNA, 1101 nt
Organism: Lampris incognitus (smalleye Pacific opah)
Lineage: Eukaryota; Metazoa; Chordata; Actinopteri; Lampriformes; Lampridae
Product: photoreceptor outer segment membrane glycoprotein 2-like
Exons: 3
Coding region: 1-1101 (366 amino acids)
Biological process (GO): visual perception
Cellular component (GO): membrane
Source: RefSeq, a predicted model, not a curated record